Pelmatolapia mariae (spotted tilapia) is the source of this 2040-nucleotide messenger RNA. Its product is annotated as F-box only protein 40. The transcript is spliced from 2 exons. The record is from RefSeq and is a predicted model, not a curated record. NCBI's taxonomy places the organism in Eukaryota, Metazoa, Chordata, Actinopteri, Cichliformes, Cichlidae. Gene Ontology annotation, cellular component: cytoplasm. Gene Ontology annotation, molecular function: zinc ion binding; ubiquitin protein ligase activity; protein binding. The coding region runs from base 1 to 2040 and encodes 679 amino acids.
AUGCCAAUGGGCUAUCAUAAGCAUUGUGACAAGUGUUACAAAGUCCACUGUCAAGUCCCUGCGCAGACCUCUGUUUCAUGCAUAGUCGUAAAAUGUCACAAAAACUGUGGUGCAAGCCUCCACAUGUGCAAGCAAGAAGAGCACCAGCUUCUCUGUCCUAAUGAGAUAGUCCCUUGCCUUAAUGUUUAUUAUGGCUGUCCUCUCACCAUGCUGCGCCACAGGCUGGCCAAACACUUAGAGGUCUGUCCUGCCAGCGUGGUCUGUUGCUCUCAGGAGUGGAACCGCUGGCCUAUUUCAGAAACUGACCUGACCUUUUAUAGAAAUGUUUCUGAAAACCCUCUGGUAAACACUGAGGAAAAUCUUGAUGUUGCUAUGGCUCAUAGGGACCAAGAGCAGCUGUUUCAAUCAAUCAAAAUGAAGAACAUUUUUCCUGAGUUGAUGUUGGAGGAUUCUGCCCUGCAAAACAUUGCUGCUGGGAUCAACAGUCCUGCAGAUAAUGCUUGCUGUUCUUUAGACGGUGGUGAAUAUACAGAAAACGGCAGUGCAAAGUUGGAUGAAGAACUGAGUCAAGAGGAGAGAGAUACUUUGGCAAAGUGCACGGAUGUGACAAGUAUUCAAAAUUAUAGCUCCUGGGAGAAAAUAUUCAAUAAGGAGAAGGAGGGAUGCAAGCAAACCAUCAAAAACCUGAAUAUGGGGGAAAAAGGAAAGGAAAAGGAAGACCAAGAAUCAUCAAAGAGUCAGAAAGAAUUACACCAGGGUGGAGAAUGUCCUGUAACUGCCAGAACCAUGGACGGUGCCACUGGCCUUGCACCAUGGCAAGAUGGGGUCCUUGAGCGUUUAGGCAAAGAAGUCAACAUUGCAGAAUAUAAUAUGUAUCUGGUGCACAAUGGGGUAAUGCUGAUUAACUUUGGGCAACUUGCUGCUUGCACACCAAGAGAAAAGGAUUUUGUCUAUGGGAGUCUGGAGCCCAUUGAGGUGAAAAGUGUCCGAACAUUUAAUGUGCCUACCAGCUAUCGAGCAAAGCGCAAUCACUUGAAAGACCCCUCGCGAAAGGCCCAAACCACACACCAGAGUGUUGACACUUCAGAUCUGGGCAUUUCAGUUGAGGAUCUUCCAAAGUGUGAAGAGGUUAGCACAACACUUCUGUGCUCCCUGGAAAAGGAACUGAAGGGACAUUCAAUCUCAGAGAGUGUGUCGACAGAUGGUCUUUACACAGAUAUAGGAACACAAACGUACAUCUUUUCUUCAGCUCCCUUCAAGCAAGAUGCUUCCUUAGCUGAUGUCAUAGCAGGUAAACCUUGUCGUCUUUAUUUAUACAUCGAAGCAGAAUCUGUCACUAGAAGACACAACAAAACAAGUUCAGCCUUCAGCUACAUGUGUGGCCACUACUUUCGCCGUGAUGAAUACUGCUUUCACUUCAAGAAUGUGCAUUCUGACAUACAAGCCUCUCUAAAUGGCUGGUUUCAGCAGCGUUGCCCUUUAGCAUACCUUGGUUGUACUUUCACCCAGAUGAGGUUUCACCCAACAGGUCAGGACGCAAUAGUUAAGUUCUCCAAAGAUGGCGGCACUGUGGUACUCCAACCAAAAGCCAAUUCAUCACUCUGUGCAGGUGGGAAAACCUUCAGUCCUCAAAGGAAUGAUGCACAAAAUCUGGAUCCCCUAAGCAGCCUUCCUUUGGAGAUCAUUCAGCAUAUUGCUGGUUACCUUGACAGUUUUACAUUGUCUCAGUUGUCCCAAGUCUCCCAUCUAUUGAGAGAGGUGUGUGCCACAUUGCUGCAGGAGAGAGGGAUGGUCUCCCUCAAGUGGGAGAAAAAGAAACACUCCAGUGAAGGAAGUUCCUGGAUUUGCCAAAAGAAAGUUUGGAAAUUCAGCUCUCAGUUUUCCUCUGUGGACAGAUGGAGCUUCAGCGAUACUCCUUCCAUGUCAAAUCACCUGGGAACCUGCUCCUUCUACCAGAGAGAAGAUCGCACUGAGCCGGUGGCUUUACCCUGCCUGGGAGAGGUCAGAGACAAACAUGGGAAACUAAAGCAUAAAAGAUAA